AUGGAUACUUACAGCGGCCAAAACGGUUGGGCUGAUACCAGUAAUGCAUCACCAUGGGGUGAUACUAAUGACACAAUGCCUAUAGAUAACUCGUUAAGUAAUUCAUUAAGUGGUUUACAAUUAAACGAGGAUAUUAAUACAGUAAGAGCCAAUUUAACUGAAAGCAUAUGGGGAACUGAAAGGACAGGUGCUCCAAACAACGUUGAAACAGGAUUGGAAGCAAAAGAUUCUCUUAACGUGUCAACAAAUUUUAACGAGCUGAACACUGCUAUUCUUUCACCGACAUCUUCUACAAGCAAUAUCGAAGAGCAGAAUUCAUUUACAGAAUCUCUUGAAUCGUGGAUAAACGAAGUCAGAAAAACAUAUAACCCCCAGCAGUUGGAUAUAAUAUCAAUCGAAGAGAUUCCUGAAAGAGAGGGCUUACUUUUCAAGCAUGCCAAUUACUCAGUGAAACAUCUGAUCGAUCUCCCAAAUACUGAACCACCAAAAAAUAGAACCGUAGUCAGAAGGUAUUCUGACUUUUUAUGGUUACAGGAAGUUCUUCUCAAAAGAUACCCUUUUAGAAUGAUUCCUGAUCUUCCGCCGAAAAAAAUAGGGUCUCAGAAUUUGGACCCGGUUUUUCUGAACAAAAGAAGAAUUGGCCUGAGCAAGUUCAUUAACCUGGUAAUGAAACACCCUAAGCUAUCAAAAGAUGAUCUUGUAUUAACAUUCUUAACAGUACCUACUGAUCUUACAAGCUGGAGGAAACAGGUUAGCUAUGAUACUGCUGAUGAAUUCACCGAUAAGAGAAUUUCUAAGGACUUUGUAAAAAUUUGGAAGAAGGAUCUAGCAGAAAUAUGGAACAAUACUGCCAAUUGCAUAGAUGAGUUGAUUGACAAGUGGACUAAAAUAAGUAUCCUGGUCGAUAGACAUGAGAAAAGACUUCAGAUUAUAGCCAAUGAACGAAAGAUUAUGAAUGACCUAAUACACGAUGUUGGGAACCUCACAAAAUCUGUGUAUCCAAUUGAUCAAAAUCCAACCAUAUUAGACAUUAAUAGUGGCAUGACGGUAAUCAGUAAGCAUAUAGAAAAAACCAAUGAGAACUACAACCAGCAAGCACUGGAUACAAAACAAAAAGUUCUACCCAAAUUUAGAAUGUACACCGACAUUUUGCGAGCUUUAAAGAAUGUCUUUGAAAGAUAUAAAAUGCUAGCUACUAAUAAUGUCUCCAUGCUACAAAAACAUAUAGAUCUCAAUUUACAGAAACUAGAGGAUAUGAAAGGUAAACCGGAUGCUAGUGGACAAGAGUACGAUAGAAUUAAGACUACAAUCAGGAAAGAUCGAAAAAUCAUGUAUGAACAAAGCAAUAGAGCCUGGUUAAUAAGGGAAUGUAUUCUUGAGGAGUUUACAAUAUUUCAGGAAACCCAAUUUAUGAUUACAGGCUGUUUUCAGGAAUGGGCAAAAGUACAAUCAACCUACUCUAGUCUCAACUUAAAUGAAUGGGAGAAUGUAACCAAUCAUAUCCUGGAAAUGCCGCUUUCCAGAGAAUAG
Nakaseomyces glabratus is the source of this 1530-nucleotide messenger RNA. It is a transcript of the gene MVP1, whose product is annotated as Mvp1p. The record is from RefSeq and is a predicted model, not a curated record. Gene Ontology annotation, cellular component: endosome. Lineage: Eukaryota; Fungi; Ascomycota; Saccharomycetes; Saccharomycetales; Saccharomycetaceae. Gene Ontology annotation, biological process: retrograde transport, endosome to Golgi; protein targeting to vacuole. Gene Ontology annotation, molecular function: phosphatidylinositol-3-phosphate binding.